Nerophis ophidion (straightnose pipefish) is the source of this 802-nucleotide messenger RNA. Its product is annotated as heparan sulfate glucosamine 3-O-sulfotransferase 3B1-like. Bases 227 to 802 code for a protein of 191 amino acids. The transcript has a single exon. The record is from RefSeq and is a predicted model, not a curated record. Lineage: Eukaryota; Metazoa; Chordata; Actinopteri; Syngnathiformes; Syngnathidae. Gene Ontology annotation, molecular function: [heparan sulfate]-glucosamine 3-sulfotransferase activity.
ACGUCAGUUCACGUCAAUUAAAACUUCUUCACCUUUUUGCCCCCAGAAAAUGAUCGAUAAAGUUGAAAAACACCUUGGCUUUCGGAUAUAUUUUUAUUUUUGACUCGCUUCGCCAAUUUUGACGGACUUCCGGCCGCAGGUGAGCAUGGGCGUCACUCGGUGAGGAUUAGCGGCGUGAGGGAGGCGACAUGCGCCGCGGGGACGUGCCUGUGACCCGGGGAGGCUGAUGGAAAAUAGCCCGCUGAGCGCCCGCUGCUCCGGCCCCGUCCAGAGGAAAGUCCUCCUGCUCAGCAUCAUGGUCCUCGUCUGGCUCUUCAUGCUCUACUCCUGCGCGGGGCCGUGCUCCGGCGUGCCCGGCGGGCUGCUCGAGUCCUACCGGGACAGCGGCGCUCCGGUGGUGGCCAGGAGGACCGAGCGGGCGGACCUGCUGUCGCGGCUGAUGGUGGCCAAGACGCCGCCGCAGCAGCCGCAGCAGCCGUGGGAGGACGUGGACGACGAGGAGCCCCCCGUCAGGACCGCCGCCGCGUCCCGGGACUUGCUGGACGACGAGCCGCCGGAGAGGACCGCCGACUGGGACGGCGUGCCCGGCCGGGCGCCAGCUCCGGAGCCCAGCGGCUUGUCGAGCUUCUCCAACGGCUCCGGGAGCAAGAAGCUGCCGCAGGCGAUCAUCAUCGGGGUGAAGAAGGGAGGCACCCGGGCUCUGCUGGAGUUCCUGCGGGUGCACCCGGACAUCAGGGCCGUGGGGGCCGAGCCGCACUUCUUCGACCGCAACUACGACAAGGGCCUGGGGUGGUACAGGUGA